AUGGCCCUGACCAUCCACCGUGACCUCACCAGACCCAGCUUCCGUGGUUGCUUCCAGCUCACCCUAGUCUGCUUGGCUGACUCCCAGCCCCCUGCCCGCCUCUCCAGGCCACACUCAGAGGGCUAUAGCAGCAAGGCCUCAAACUCCACUUUCCAGCUUGCACAGCAGCCUGGACACCGGCACCACUGUCCCAGUCCCCCCGUGCCACUGCGAGAUGUCUGUUACUCACUUCCCAGCAGCAGCUGCAAUGGGGAAAGGCUUGCACACCUCACGUGCAGGACACGAAAGCCCAGCUGGACCAGGGCUUCGCUUUUGACCACAUGGAGUCUUCCAGCCACAGCCCAGCUCACCGUUGAUGCCAACCCACUUACUACCACCCAAAGUGAGAAAGAUGUUGUUCUGUCUAUGUUUGACCCCCGGCUACCCCAGACCCAUGGCAGAUUCAGAGUGCUGGCCAGACCCACCAUUGCAGUCAGCCAGGGCACUGCCACAGAGCAGAGGGAGAAUGUGACCUUCUCCUGCAACACCCAGGAUGCCAACGUUACCAUCCACUGGGUCUUCAACGAUCUCCCCCUGGUGCCCCACGAGCGCUUGCAGCUGUCCACAGAUGGCAGGACCCUCACCAUCCUCACCGUGCAGCGGGAAGACUCUGGGGCUUACAGAUGUGAAGCCCGGGCUUUCCACCAGGUCCAGAGCAGUGACCCCACCUUCCUGACUGUGAACUAUGGUCCUGACCCCAUUGGAAUCAAGUUGGAGUCUGGUGUAUCCAGAGGGGAGGGGGUUGAGGUGAUAGAGGGCUCCACUGUGACUUUCUCCGCAGAAACACAGUCUCACCCGACCCCUGCCUACACCUGGGUUCUCCCCUAUGACUCCAUCCCACCUCCCACCACGAGAACAUUCACCAUCCAGGCUGUUUCCAGGGAACACGAAGGCAUGUACAGGUGCUUGGUGUCCAACAGGGCCACCCACCUGCUUCGCUUGGGUGCCCUUAAGGUCCGAGUCCUCGAAAUGCUGACCAAGCCUCGCAUUGUGUCCCCAAGCCUGAAUCUCGUGGAAAAUGGCAGCUCCGUGGCCCUGACCUGCCAGACCUCCCAUGAGGGGGCCGGAGUCCUGUGGUUCCUGAGGGGCCGGGCCCUCCUGCCCAGCGAGCACCUGGUGCUGUCAGCUGACAACAGGAGACUGACCAUCCGCAGGCUCCAGCGAGAUGACACAGGACCCUAUGAGUGCGAGGUCUGGAACCGGGCCAGCCGGGCACGAAGCGAGCCCCUCAGCUUCACCAUCAGCUAUGGCCCUGAUCGCGUGGACAUCACCAGAGGGUCUGCGUCUGGGGCGGUCAGCACCGUCAAGGCAGAGCUCAACUCCAGCCUGACCCUGCAGUGUCAGGCGGAGUCCCAGCCGGGCGCCGAGUUUCACUGGACCCUUGAACGCUCCACCACUGUGUACGCGGGGCAGCAGCUGAUCAUCGGGCCCCUGACCUGGGGGCAUCAGGGAAUCUAUAACUGCACGGCCUCCAACCCCCUGACCCACCUGGCCCGCUCUGCCUCGGUCAUGGUCCGAGUGGUAGGUCCCCAGUCAUCCCUGUCUGCAGGAGCCAUUGCUGGCAUUGCCAUCGGUAUCCUGGCUGUCGUUGCCCUGUCCACAGGGCUGGGCUGUUUCCUCUACAUCAGAAAUGCCAGACGGUUCUCAAGGGAAAAAGCAGAGGACCCCCGCCAGGAGGCAGCAACAGUCACCUCUGAGGAGGAGCCCCAUACAGAGGCCUCUUCCGAUUGGCUGAGCCCCAUGUAUGCAAAUUUACCCAAACCUCAAGGACAGGUUGGAGUCAAAAAGAUGCUGCCACCAGACCCCCUAGAGCAAUUUUAUGAGAAGGAGCCACCAUCAGCAACUCUUGGAAACUAUUCUCCUGGUCCCAGAAAACCAUCACCCAAAGUUGCAUUGGAUCCAUCAGUCCCCACUCCACCGAAAGGAAACACAGAAUCAAACUAUGAGGUGCUUGUGAAUCCAGAACGCAACAUUUACAGCCACAUCAACCCCUCAGUCUAAAGGAAG
Molecule: messenger RNA, 2046 nt
Organism: Hyaena hyaena (striped hyena)
Lineage: Eukaryota; Metazoa; Chordata; Mammalia; Carnivora; Hyaenidae
Gene: CEACAM20
Product: CEA cell adhesion molecule 20
Biological process (GO): heterophilic cell-cell adhesion
Cellular component (GO): cell surface
Source: RefSeq, a predicted model, not a curated record